CGAAGGGUCAAAAUUGUACUCGAUCCUUUCCACUCUGGUCAAGCGCAAGUGAGAGAAUCAGAGAAUAGAGAUGGACUUUUCGCAGACCCCGUGGCGGAGCCGGAAACCGCCACCGCCGAAGCUGACGGACAUCUACUCCACCGUCGGCGUCCAAGGCAACCACAAGCACAAAAAUGACGCCGCAGAAACGGAUGCCUCGGACCUUUACGCCACGGUUGUCUACAAGGGCGACGUCGACGUCGACGUCGACGUCGUUGAUGAUCCAAACGACGACGAAUCGCUCCCUCCGCUGCUUAAACGACUCCCUAAGGACUUCGGCGGCGGCGGUCUAAUAGAUUCCGAUUCCGACAACGAGGCGGCCUCAAUUUCCGGGACAAUGAUAGUCAAGACCAGUCGCAGCUCGAUGUAUUCAAAUCCGGCGUCUCCGUACCUAAAGCCUCGCUCAGGACCGGCGUCGUAUUGGGAGCGGAGUGAGAGAAAAUCUGAGGAUCAGGGUGAGGAAGAGGAGGAGGAGGAUGAUGAUGAGGAAGAGGAAGUUAGUUUUUCCACUUUCGUGGUGAAAGAUAGCGAGUUUGAUGCGGGGACGGUGGAAACGAGGACGAGAAAAAGUGGAAGCGGCGGAGCUAGUGGAUUGUCGACGAUGAGUAGAGCUGUGGCGAGUAUGCAGGCCGUGGGGGAGAUUGGGCAUGCGAGGCAGAGGAAAAGCGGGAGUGGUUGGGUACAGGAGGAGGAAUUAAGACCUCAAGGGAGUAAGGUCUCUUCCAGCUCCAUUCCAGAGAGUGUCACUAAGGAGGAUCCAUCCUCUAAGUACGAAUUGCUGCAUGAGCUUGGGAAGGGUUCAUAUGGGGCAGUGUACAAAGCUCGAGACCUGAGGACUUCAGAAUUGGUUGCAAUUAAAGUAAUAUCAUUGAGUGAAGGGGAAGAAGGCUAUGAAGAAAUUCGUGGUGAAAUUGAGAUGUUGCAGCAGUGUAGUCAUCCAAAUGUUGUUCGUUACCUUGGGAGCUACCAAGGGGAGGAGUACCUUUGGAUUGUGAUGGAGUAUUGUGGGGGUGGAAGCGUUGCAGAUUUAAUGAAUGUCACUGAUGAGCCACUUGAAGAGUACCAAAUAGCAUACAUUUGCAGAGAGGCACUGAAGGGCUUAUCCUAUUUGCAUUCGAUAUUUAAAGUUCAUAGAGACAUUAAAGGUGGCAACAUUUUACUGACUGAACAAGGAGAGGUUAAGUUAGGUGAUUUUGGUGUUGCUGCUCAGCUGACUAGAACAAUGUCCAAGCGUAACACGUUUAUUGGCACGCCACAUUGGAUGGCUCCUGAAGUUAUUCAAGAAAGUCGCUAUGAUGGAAAGGUAGAUGUAUGGGCUCUUGGAGUAUCUGCAAUUGAAAUGGCAGAGGGUCUUCCUCCAAGAGCAACAGUCCAUCCUAUGAGGGUACUAUUUAUGAUAUCUAUUGAGCCAGCCCCAAUGCUUGAGGAUAAAGAGAACUGGUCUCUUGUGUUUCACGACUUCAUUGCCAAGUGCCUCACAAAGGACCCCCGUCUUCGUCCAACUGCAGCAGAGAUGCUUAAGCACAAAUUCAUUGAGAAAUGCAAAAGUGGAGCUUCAGUUAUGCUUCCCAAGAUUGAGAAGGCCAAGCAAAUUAGGUCAUCAAUGGCUUUGGAAGCACAAAAUAUUGUUCAAGAGCCCCUAUUACCAGGCGCAGAUCUAGGAGUUCCAAAAGUAAAUGAAGUCUUUGGGGAGACUGUUCCCUCUAAGGCUAAUGUUGGUCUUCAAGUUGCUAAUGGAGUGUCACCUGCAAUUGGUUCUCAAAACUUGGUGGAACCUACUGGAGAAGGUGACUUUGGGACCAUGAUAAUUCGAGAUGGAGUUGAUGUAGAUAAAACAGCUAGUCAAACUGCAUUUAUAAAUGCAGAGUCAUCAUCUACUCUUAGGCUUAGGCAUCAUGAAAGUGCUCAUAUCGACAAGGCAACUGAACCUAGGUUGCAAAAUGAGGUAGAUGUUAGCUCCCCUAAAGGGACAUCACAACCUGGACAUGUGCAAAUUACUCCCCCUGAUCAUGAUCUGAAGGGAAACAUUUCACUAAGCAGAACAAUGAAGAAUGAAACUGUCAGUAGGAAAGCUUUGGAUAAGCUUUGGUCAAUAUACUCAGCUGGUAACACAGUACCAAUUCCCUUCCUGAGGGCAACUGAUAUAUCACCCGUCGCACUUUUGUCUGAAAAUGUGCUUGGGGGUUGGCAGCAAGAUGAUAGUGGGAAGAUAGCUGUGGAUGGAGUUCAGGAACUUUUAACUGGUGAUGCUCAGCUAAAGAAGGGUCGAGCUAGACAAAAUGAGGUUCCACUUCCUCCAAGUGUAUACCAGAGACUAACAUCGAGUCCUACACUAAUGAAUCUCACACAGGCCUUAGCUUAUCACAGGAUGUGCUAUGAAGAGAUGCCGCUUCAAGAAAUGCAAGCUACACAAGAACAACAGACCAUUCAAAACCUUUGUGAGACUCUAAGAACUAUUUUACGAUUGUAGAUGAAGGAUGUAUGUAUAUUUGCAGUUACAAACUAAACAUGUUUAUGUUGUGUGCUCAAUUUUAAGAUAUGUAUGCUAUUUCAUAUUGAGUUAUUGUUGCCUUGAUUGAUAUUC
Molecule: messenger RNA, 2623 nt
Organism: Ipomoea triloba (trilobed morning glory)
Lineage: Eukaryota; Viridiplantae; Streptophyta; Magnoliopsida; Solanales; Convolvulaceae
Product: serine/threonine-protein kinase 3-like
Exons: 18
Coding region: 71-2509 (812 amino acids)
Biological process (GO): regulation of MAPK cascade; protein phosphorylation; intracellular signal transduction
Molecular function (GO): protein kinase activity; ATP binding
Source: RefSeq, a predicted model, not a curated record